AUGACUCGCCCUCUACUUCAACAAGAGAUACAUCACCCUCAGAAGUACCGGAGAACGACCGCAGAAACACAUCCAUUGUAUCACGGCCCAACGAGUACAGUGUAUGAUGAUACGAGUCCGAAACACAGUGAGCAGAAUAGACCAGGUCAAUGGAACGAAGAGGGAACACGGCAUUUUCUCUUUUCCCAGACAGCGAGACAGAGCAAGUCGGAUCUCAGACAACACCAAAGAUGGUUAUAG
Molecule: messenger RNA, 240 nt
Organism: Penicillium digitatum Pd1
Lineage: Eukaryota; Fungi; Ascomycota; Eurotiomycetes; Eurotiales; Aspergillaceae
Source: RefSeq, a predicted model, not a curated record